Messenger RNA from Blastomyces dermatitidis ER-3, 345 nucleotides. RefSeq lists its product as uncharacterized. The record is from RefSeq and is a predicted model, not a curated record. The coding region runs from base 1 to 345 and encodes 114 amino acids. The transcript has a single exon. Lineage: Eukaryota; Fungi; Ascomycota; Eurotiomycetes; Onygenales; Ajellomycetaceae.
AUGCGGAGAGAUGGAGAGCGUCAUAUCAAUCGGAGGCUCCACAUCGCCAGCAUGCGUCGCUCCGCCAAUCCUUCGGCAGUUUAUAUGCAUGCUUACUCGCAUAACUUGCUUGCUUCGACCAAUCGACGAAAUCUGCAUGCUGCCCCAAUCUCCGUGGACCUUCGCCUCCUCCCACCCCAUUCCAUUCCCGCCUGUCUUGCCGCCUUUGUGACGAACCCUGUCUGCAGCCCCUUUUGCCAGUUAUGCGUUUGCUUCAGGAUAAUCUUCAGACAACUCAGAGGGUCCCUGCACUGGCACUCUCCCACACGUCGAGUUCCCCUCAGCCUGUGCGACAUCAAUCAUUGA